Caenorhabditis angaria is the source of this 5673-nucleotide messenger RNA. Lineage: Eukaryota; Metazoa; Nematoda; Chromadorea; Rhabditida; Rhabditidae. The record is from the annotation of a GenBank genome assembly.
AUGCGAUUUUUGGUGGUGUUGGUGGCCGCCGCUUCUGUGGUUUUAGCCGAAAGACCGAAGGUGAAGGGAUUCGAUUCGAAACUUCUUGUUGAGAUCAGGUAUGGUUUCUAUGUGAGGGAUGAUUGCUCAUAAUAUAGUCUAGACCCUGGAGUCGUUAGAUUUCUCAUGUUAUAUUUCUAGAGUUUCCAAAAUCCACGUGGAUUAUGAUUGUAUUUGAUUUCGGAAAUCCUCAAAGUUCUGAUCCUGCUCCUUUAAGAGCUGAUGACUGAGGUAUUGCUCAUGUUAAACUAGAAAAACUGGCUUGAAAUCCACGUGGAACCUCCCUUUAAGGGGAUCUAAAAUUUUUGUGACCCCCGCAGACUUAUAGAUUUUGAGGGAUUGUUUAUGUUAAGCUUCAAAUGCCACGUGGAAAUUUUACUGCAUACAUAAAUUAUUUUUAAAGGGGGAUUACUCAUGUUAAACUACAAUUUCCCCCAAAUCCACGUGGAUUUCUGAAUCAAAUGAUUCAAUUUGAGGAGGGAUUGCUCAUGUUGAACUUCAUGAGAAAAUUUUACGAGCUUGAAUCCAGUUACACGCGAGACUUCCGAAGUUGUUUUGUUUUUUUUUUCCUGUUCAAUUCUCGGGCUUGUCUAAACAUUGCUCAUAUUAAACUGCACACAUUCAACUUUUCUAAUUACUAGCCUAGGAAUUCAGAAUUCAAUUAACACACACAUACACGGCCUCCUCCCUCACACCUAACUCAAUUUAAAUUUAUUUUCUCUCCGCGAAAAAUAUUUUGCUAGGAAAAAUGCAAAAUUUCGCCUAUUGAUGAAAGAAAAAACGGAAAACUCCAAAAAAUUUCGCAUUUUCUCUACAUAGUUGUUGUGUCCAAAAAAAAAGAGUAAAAACGGCCGAUUUCUCUUCUCGUUUUUUGUUGUCAAAAGGGACGAAUGUGUUGAAAUUCAAAACCUUUUUUCCCUUUUUCUGUUUUCGAAUUCGAAAAAAUGGGCAAUUUUUCGGUUUGAACACAAAGAGACUAUAGAAAAUUUAUAUAUUUCUUUGAAAUGAUGACAGAUGUAAAGAAUGUACAGCGCGACACCUAUUUUUUUAAUUGGAAAAUUUUUGUGCGAAAAAAUAAAUUGCCUUUUUUCGAUUUUUUUCGCAGAAAAACAAAAACAGAAAAAUUUUUAUGAGGGGUGACUCAUUUUAACAUGAGCAAUGAUACCAUUAAAAAUCCAUUUUAAUAUGAGCAAUAGUUUUUGGUUUUUAACAGAAAGAACAUUUCUUAACAUGAGCAAUAGCUCUUCGUUUUUUCAGAAAAAAAAAAAUUCGAGUCACCUAUAGUUUCUAACAUGAGCAAUGUCUGUAGAACCACAAGAUUUCAAUCUAAUCUCGCACAAAAAUGUGUAAUAUGAGCAAUGCCCCUGAAAUAACACCCAAUGGGACUUCUUCAAUUUGAACACCAAAAUCUUAGCACAAAAUCUCCUAACCUGAGCAAUGCCUCACAAAAGGUAUCUUCCUAUUCAAAUAUGUAAAUGAAUAAAUAAAUAAACAAUGUUUACAACUUUCGAGUGGCCACCCAUCCGGUAAUCAAAUAAAAGAAGAGCAGUAAAAAGGAACCUCACCAAACACUUAUUAUAAUAGGACAAGCACCAUUGACUUCUUCUUUUUAAGGGUAAAAUGUGGAAUGAAGACAGGAGUUGAGUUAUAACAAGUAGACUGCUAAUUAUUGGGGGGGGGGGGGUUAGCAUUGCUCAUAUUUGUUGGGUUUUUAAGGGAUUGCUCAUGUUAACAAAAGAGAAAUUAUCGUGCUUGAUAGAAUUUGGGUUAGAAUGAUAUAUGAAACUUACAUGUAUUGAGAAAAAAUUGAGUAUUGCUCAUGUUAAUCUGGUUUUUAAGUUGCAAUUUUAACGAUUUUUGAGAAUUCUAUUGAAUUUGGAGGCGAAUGAUAAUCAACACCACUGUGUUUUUUUCUAAUAGAAAAAUGCAAUUCCGAGGAGACGCAGACGGAGAGAGAAAGAGGCUGGUCUCGACACGAUGUGUGUCUGCCACACACUAUUUCUCUCCCUUUUUCGGCGAGAGAUUUGUCUGCCCACGUUUAAGUCUGCGUCUCCCUCGAAUUGCAAAAAAAAAUACAGUGACACUUCAUAAAUUGCUCGAAAUUUGUGUAGUUCUUAUAGGACCCUAAUUUCAAGGCAUUGCUCAUGUUUAGCUAUUUUUCUUGUGGAGAUUUUACGAUUUUCGAGUUCGCCUGUUUAUUUGGAGUCGAAUGAUAUACAAAACUUCAUAAUUUUGGGAAAUUUUUUUGAGUUCUUAAAGGAUCCUACCACGUAAAGGUUUAGAAAUAUUUGAAUUUUCGGGGUAUUGCUCAUGUUAAACACAACAAAUCCUGAUAAAUUUCAAGAUUUUUGGAAUCUCCAUCGAAUUUGGUGUCGAAUGAUAUACAAAACUUUUUUUUUUAGUUCUUAAAGGACCCUUCCACCUUAAUGAACCAUUUUGAAAUUUUGAAUCUAAGCAGCUCGGAAUUCCUCAAAAAACCCAUAAAACUUCGAUCAAACAACAAUAAGACGAAAAAACCUCUUCUUUGUGCCUCAUCUCCUCUUUUUUUUUGCAAUGUCCGGAAAUUAAUUUUUCCCUUUCUCCUUUUUUAUUUUAUUUCAUUUCUUUUUUUCGUUUCUCAAUUCUCAAAUACAUUUUGAAUGAGAAAAGAGACGAAAAAAAGAACUGCGGAAAAAUACAAUUUUUUGAGUGUUCUGAACAAACAAGAGUGGAUGGAUAUGUGUUGUUUAUUAUAUUUUUGAGGAGGCGCAACAAAAAAAAACGGGGAAAAAAUCAAAGUUUGAGGGGGGUUUGAACUAGUAUGAGCAAUGGUUUUAUCGGAUUUUCGGGGUUUCCAUUAACCUGAGCAACUUUAACGCUUUAACCUGAGCAAUCUAGUUAAUAACACCAAACCUCUGGGAUUUUCUAACAUGAGCAAUGGUUUUAUGGGAUUCUCGGGGUUUCGAGUAAUAUGAGCAACUUUAGCCCUUUAACCUGAGCAAUCUACCAAAGCUUGAGAAUUCUAAUAUGAGCAAUGGUUUUAUCGGAUUUCCGGGGUUUCGAUUAAUAUGAGCAACUUUAACGCUUUAACCUGAGCAAUCUAGUUAAUAACACUAAAGCUCUGGGAUUUUCUAACAUGAGCAAUGUUGUUUACCAUUAAUAUGAGCAAUCUCGGACCUUUAAUGAAGGAGGUAGACUUAAAGUGAGAUUUUCUGACAUGAGCAAUGGCUAAUCACAUUUCCGGGAUUAGUAUGAGCAAUUCAUAAAGAUUCUCUCAUCCUCCAGUCAAAUGUACAGAACUUCAAAAGCCUUGCUAAUAUGAGCAAUUCUUAGUACAUGAUACCAAAUCUCCAAUAUAACCUGAGCAAUACAAAAAAAUUACAGAUAAAUGUGAAUACUUCACAUUUUCUCAGUUCACAGAAACUCACUAACAUGAGCAAUGCCUCCAAAACUAUAGAUCAAAUCCCUAGAAAGCCCCAAAUCCUGAGCAAUACCAUUUCAGCUCUCUCCCAAAAGACUACUGUGGUGAUGACGUGUAUUUCGGGCUCGGAUUGAUGAAUGGAAGUUUGGAACGAUGUGCGGAAUACGAAAAAAUCGGUCAAAACGCGACUGCCGACGAGGAAUAUGAGAAAUGGAAGUGCGCGAAUUUGAGAUUGCCAAAUUCGGCUGCUGUCAAGGAUGGAAAAUGCUCAUGCAAUUGGUCACAUAAAGGUGGGGUACUGAAAUUCAAAUGAGUUAUGACGUGGCGAGAUUUGCGCCAACAAGUUGUAUACUGACACAAUUCUCGUUUCAGGACCACUCUGCGAAAAACAUCUCUCAUGUGAACCGUUCGAAAAAUACGCUGGUUCAGGGUGAGUUUUUUUUUGUGAAAACCAAAAUGGCGUGUCGUAACCAAUAUUGACAGAUUUCAUUUUUGACAUUUUUUCGCAAAGAUGAUUUUAAAACCCAAAUCGCUGCGCGAAACCAGAUUUUUUCGGCCGCGAAUAAAAUUUUUCUUUCGGAUGAUGAUAAAAAAGGGCAAGAGAACUUGAUUUUGGAGAAUUAGAUCAAACUAUAGAAAAGGGGUCAGUGAUUUAUACACCUACGCAUAUGUUUUUUUUGAGAAGAAAGAAGAGCUCAUCAUAAAUUUAGGCUUCGGAAAAACAUAAAAUGUUUUGACGACAAUAAAUACCACAUGUUUUGACAACAACUAGAAAAUAGGGGAGGUAGUUUUGAGAAUAUUUGGGAUUUGGAAUAGGAAUUUUUGAAAAACAUUGAUUUUCAGCUUUAAGGCGGAUUUCCCAGCUAUUUUUCACUGAAAAAAGAUCCGUCAAUUUCAAAUUUUUAUUAAAAUUCCUCUUUUUCCAAAUUUUUUAGCCUAACUUUAUUGAAUUUUUAAAGAUUUUUUUCAUAAUUUUCAUAUAUUUUUCAAAUUUUCCGAAAUCCCUCCCCAAAAAACUCACCAAUCGCUUCUAUUUCUCAAAUUCACAAUCAAAAUCAUUGAAAAUUCGAAAUCCUCCAAGUUUUCCACGUUAUUAACAUCGAAAUCCAAUCCUCCAUCAAUGUGUCAAGCUGAAAAUCAGAAAAUUAUGUUUCCAUAGGGCUUUCUGCGUCUCACAACAAUUUUCCAGCUAUUUUUCAGAGCAAAAUCUUACCCAAAUCCAUUGUCCAUCGAUUUUUGAUUAAAAAAUCACAAGUUCUUCGGCGAUUCCAUGAAUUUGACAUAAAAAUCAGCGAUUUUCGUCAAAUUUCCAUCGAAUAUCGCUUCAAAUACAUUUCUGACCCUGAAAACUCAAAUAUUUCCAUCAAAACAGUGUUUCUCUAGAAAAAACUCACUUUUAUUUGAUAAUCCUCGGAUUUUCUGUUGGAGGCGAUGAUUUCAGCCUUGUAGAACAUCUGAAAAUUCAAUUUUUGACCGAAAACCUGAAAACCCAGCGAAAAAAAGGAAAAAUGAAAAUAUUCUCGUGUUGCGCUAAACAGCGGGCAAGCGGACAAGUGGAGUGUCGUUGUAAAAAAAGAAACAUUUCGAAAAUGAAAAAAAAACAAAAAUAAAACUACGACACUCCACUUGCCUGUUGUUUAUCGUAUUUCAACAGAGCGGCGGUUUAAAUUCGAUUUUUUUUUGCAAAAAUUGUAAAUCAAAUGUUUCCAGUUGCACGCCAGUCUGCAAAAAUGGUGGAACCCCCGCAAUCGGCACCAAAUUCGAAUGUACCUGCCCGGUUCCAUGGGAUGGCCUUUUCUGCGAUCGUUUGGCGUGUUUCCGUAAAUCCGAUCAUUUGGCAACGCAAAGAUUCAGAAAUAGUGCAAAUGGCGAGUGUAUUUGUAAAGAGCAAUUUGGCGGAAAAGAUUGUGAGACGAUUUUGAAUUGUGGACCCAACGGAAAUUUGACCGACUCGAACACUUGUUAUUGUAAUGACACGUGGUAUGGAGAGAUUUGUGAUCGAAAGUGUCCAAAAGGAUUGCAGACGUAAGAUUUUGGGAUUUUGUUUCGAAAAUGAAAAAUUUUGCUACCUGAAAAUCCACGUGGCAAACGAUUUUUCCUGCCAUUUGUCUUUAAAACCCCUCAAAGUUUCCCUCCAAAAACCCACGUGGCAAAUUCAAAUUUUCAGCUGCUCCGCCUUCUCAACUUCCAUCAUCUUCACAAUUUUCGCCGUGCUUUUUGCCCAAGUUUUCUAA